Messenger RNA from Prunus mume (Japanese apricot), 2277 nucleotides. RefSeq names its product lupeol synthase-like. Gene Ontology annotation, molecular function: intramolecular transferase activity. The record is from RefSeq and is a predicted model, not a curated record. NCBI's taxonomy places the organism in Eukaryota, Viridiplantae, Streptophyta, Magnoliopsida, Rosales, Rosaceae. Gene Ontology annotation, biological process: triterpenoid biosynthetic process. Gene Ontology annotation, cellular component: lipid droplet.
AUGUGGAAGUUGAAGAUAGCCGAAGGUGGACCUUGGUUGACUACCGUAAACAAUCACGUAGGUCGACAACAUUGGGAGUUUGAUCCAGAUGCCGGAACACAGGAAGAACGAGAAGAAGUCGAAAGGGUUCGUGAGAAUUUUAAGAAAAACCGGUUUCGAAUCAAACAAAGUGCUGAUCUUUUGAUGAGAUUGCAGCUUAGGACGGAAAACCACUGUGGACCAAUACCAGCUCCAGUGAAGGUGGAGGAAACGGAGGAGAUAACAGAAAAAGCAAUAACAACUACACUGAGAAGGGCUCUUAGCUUCUUUUCUUCCAUUCAAACCCAUGACGGUCAUUGGGCUGUUGAAUCUGCUGGUCCCUUGUUUUUCCUUCCACCUACGAUAAUAGCAUUGUACGUGACUGGAUCGCUUAAUGCAGUUUUAGGACAACAACACCAGAAGGAAAUGAUUCGCUACUUAUACAAUCAUCAGAAUGAAGAUGGAGGUUGGGGGCUGCACAUAGAAGGUCAAAGCACAAUAUUUGGGUCAACGCAAAACUACGUUGCCUUAAGGCUGCUUGGAGAGGGUCCUGAUGAUGGUGAAGACACGGCUAUGGCUAGAGCCAGAAAAUGGAUUCUUGACCAUGGUGGUGCAGAGGGAAUCCCUUCUUGGGGAAAGUUUCUUCUUUCUGUGCUAGGUGUGUACGAGUAUUCAGGCUGCAACCCUACGCCGCCUGAGUUAUGGCUUCUACCAAAAACAUCUCCCAUCCAUCCAGGAAAAAUGUUGGGCCUUGCCCGGACUGUCUCCAUGCCAAUGUCAUACUUAUAUGGCAAGAAGUCUGUUGGUCCAAUUACUGGAUUGGUUCGAUCACUAAGACAAGAGCUCUACACUACGCCUUACCAUGAAAUAAACUGGGCUAAAGCCCGGAACAAGGUUGCCAAGGAGGAUCAGUGCUAUCCAACUCCCCUGGUGCAAGAUAUUCUAUGGGGAUUUCUUCACCAUGUUGCUGAACCAAUUCUCAGUCGUUGGCCAUUUUCUAGCUUGAGAGAGAAGGCGCUGAAAGCUGCAAUUGAGCACGUACAUUAUGAGGACGAGAAUAGUGGAUAUUUCUCCAUUGGAAAUCUCCCAAAGGCAUUGUCUAUGAUUGCUUGUUGGGUUGAGGAUCCAAAUUCAGAAGCUUACAAACUUCAUCUAGCAAGAAUACCAGAUUUUUUUUGGGUUGCUGAAGAUGGCUUGAAAAUUCAGAGCUUUGGCAGUCAAACGUGGGAUGCAGCUUUGGCAAUUCAAGCAAUACUCUCUUGUAACGUAAACGAAGAGUUUGGGCCAACACUUCGGAAGGCACAUGACUUCAUCAAGGCUUCACAGGUUAAAGACAAUCCUUCUGGCAACUUCACUGCUAUGUACCGACACAUAUCUAAAGGUGCAUGGACAUUCUCAAUUCCAGAUCAUGGCUGGCAAGUCUCCGACUGCACUGCGGAAGGAUUAAAGGCUGCACUCCUGCUCUCACAAAUGUCACCAGAUCUUGUUGGAGAGAAAAUGGAUACAGAAUGUUUCUACAAUGCAGUGAAUGUCAUUCUUUCUUUGCAAAGCACCAAUGGUGGUUUUACUGCAUGGGAGCCUCAAAGUGCACCCCGUUGGGUGGAGAAGUUCAACCCCAUAGAGUUCUUCGAAGAUAGUCUUAUCGAACGAGAGUACGUAGAGUGCACAUCAUCAGCAGUUCAAGUUUUAGUGCUCUUCAGGAAAUUGCAUCCCAAGCAUCGAAGCAUAGAAAUAGACAGUUGCAUAUCAAGAGGAAUUCGUUACAUUGAAGACACACAAAACCCUGAUGGUUCAUGGCUUGGACGUUGGGGUAUCUGCUACACAUAUGGUACAUGGUUUGCUACAGAGGCGUUAAUAGCCUGUGGGAAGAACCACCACAAUAGCCCCACAAUUAUGAGGAAAGCUUGUGAGUUUUUACUAUCAAAGCAGCUAAUUAAUGGUGGAUGGGGAGAGAGUUAUCUUUCUAGCCAAACCAGGGUGUAUACUAAUCGAGAAGGCAACCGCGCUCAUUUGGUCCAGACUGCUUGGGCCUUGUUAGCCCUCAUUAAUGCUGGACAGGCCGACAUAGAUCCAACGCCCAUCCAUCGUGGAAUGAAGUUAUUGAUCAAUUCACAAAUGGAGGAUGGUGACUUCCCUGAACAGGAAAUUACUGGACUAUUUAUGAGGCAUUGUAUAUUGCAUUACGCAAUAUAUCGAAAUAUCUUUCCGGUAUGGGCUCUCGGAGAAUAUCGACGACGUGUUCUACUGCAGAAGUCUUGA